Leguminivora glycinivorella is the source of this 1392-nucleotide messenger RNA. RefSeq lists its product as uncharacterized. Lineage: Eukaryota; Metazoa; Arthropoda; Insecta; Lepidoptera; Tortricidae. Bases 637 to 1203 code for a protein of 188 amino acids. The record is from RefSeq and is a predicted model, not a curated record. The transcript is spliced from 4 exons.
UAGCACAUGAUUACCCGCGGGAUAGCUCGCGCCGCGACAGACCGCCGUCGCGCUUCCCACUUUUAUUUCUCCACCUGUCAUUUUUUUCUAUAUCCGGCAGCACGAACGUGCAUCUUGAGAAAUUAGUUCCAUGCGACAGCUUAUCCCGCCCGCGACGUAGCCAGUGUGGCCGUUUAAACAUGGAACAAAGUUUUCUUUCGUGGCAACACUGAACCGGUAAAAAAAUAAACAGAUAAAUAGUGAAUGGUCAGCCUUAGAAACGGGACGUCCCUAGUCACGAUAACUUUGUCUCCUUCUAGCUGUAUUGAAAUGAAAGUGAAAGAGAACAAGUUAUGUCGGAAACGUCACUGUCUAAAAAAAGCCGUCAUUGUCGUAAUAUUUGAAUUGAAGUAACCCGGCAAAUAAGAUUGAAAGAAAAAUGGCAUCAAAACGUAAAGUGUAAGUUAAAUAUCAAACGUAAUAAAUCAUUUGUUUGCAUAAAGUUUGACGUUAAUUUUACCUGAAAAACUGAUUGUGUUUUAGAGUUCGAAGUACUAACGUUCAGCUAAAAAUGAUGGUGGACUACAUGGAAGCGAAUCAGAUGUUCGCGUUAGGCGAGUUUACCGGCCCGUUAGGUGCAGAAAAGCACAAUAGGGAAUGGCAGAAGCUAGCCGGGCUGUUGUCCGAGGUCGGGCCUGUAAAAACGGUCGACCAGUGGAAGCACACAUGGCGCGACCUCAAGAAGAAGGCCCGGGGCGAAGCCGGUCGAGCCCGGUGGCGAAAGCCACAACCGGUAACGCAGCUGUGGUCGUAGAACCUUCUGCACUCUCGUGCCAAAUCCUCGGAUUGAUUGGCCGGGAGUGUGCGGUGGGGCUGGCGGCUGAAGGCGAAACUGGUGUGGGGGAGCAAGAUAAUGAGGAGCCCAUGACAGUCCCACAGCUCCCUCAAACAUCGCCGAGAGCCACCGGGUUUGCGACUGAGAGGCAGACGGAGGGAGCCUCUGCGGGCGCCUUGCAGACGACACCGCGCGUUCGCAAUCGUCGUCGCCGGCCGGCAAGGGCUUUGGACGCUGCGACGAAGCCCACAACUCAAUACAUUCAGGGCCAAAAGCAGCAGACGCUGCUUCUGGAGGAAUUGAUUGAAGAACAGAAGAUUAGAAAUAUUCUCAUUCGAAGGAAAGCUAAAAGAAAUAAGCCGACGCCAAUCAGCAAUUUAAUGUUUUAAGUACUAUUAUACCCAUCAAAAACAUAAAUGUGAAAUGAGAGGCAAGUUCAAUAAUGCCUUGGUUGUUCACUUCAACGAAAAAAGAAGUGAUAUCUAAAUGGUUGCCAAGUUCAAUGGUCAGUCAUGAAAUUUAUUUAUACAUACAUACAUACAAUCACGCCUGUAUCCCAUAAAGGGGUAGGCAGAACA